AUGGGCCAUGUAAAAUUAAAAUUAACUGAAUAUGAAUCCACAAAUAUUGGGGGAAGGGAACGUUCUUUUCAAUAUAGUUGGCAUGAAGAGUAUGACUGGUUGGAAUAUAGUAUAGAAAAAGAUGUUGUUUUUUGUUUGCCUUGUUAUGUGUGUUACAAUGGUACUAGUAAUUCUGCAUUUGUGGUGACUGGUUUUAAAGGUUGGAAUCUAAAACAUAAGUUGGAUAAACAUGUUGGUGAGAAACCGAAUAGUCAUCAUAAAAAGUAUGUGAAAGCAUGUGAGGAUCUUAUGAAGAAAAAUCAGAGUAUUGAGUUUUCGUAUGCAAAAUAUAGUUCAAAAGAAGAAGUAGAAUAUCUUGUUCGUUUAAAAGCAUCACUUGAGGCUGUCAAAUAUCUUGUUAGAGGCGGAUUGGCAUUUAGGGCACAUAAUGAGGGUGAAAAUUCUAUUUAUAAGGGUCAUUUCCUAGAAUUUGUAGAAGCCUUGGGAAGAAAUAGUGAGAAAAUAGAUGCAGCAAUAACAAGUGGUGGGGGAAAUUGUAAGAUGACUUCUCCUAUUAUUAAAAAAGAACUUGCAAAUGCAUGUGUGGUUGAAACUAUUAAGAAGAUAGUUGGAGAAAUUGGAGAUGGUUUCUUUUGUGUUCUUGUUGAUGAAUCUGGUGAUUGCUCUGGUAAAGAACAAAUGGUUGUUGUAGUGCGGUUUAUUGAUGUUAGAGGGUUUGUUGUAGAAAGAUUUAUCGGCAUUGUUCAUGUUGAGGAUACAAGUGCGAUAUCGCUUAAAGGGGCUCUUGAAUGUUUGUUGUCGGGGUUUGGGUUGUGUAUAUCUAAAAUUCGAGGUCAAGGGUAUGAUGGAGCAAGUAAUAUGCGUGGUCAAUUUGAAGGUUUGAAGACUUUGAUUCAAAAGCAAAAUCCGCAAGCCUAUUAUGUCCAUUGUUUUGCUCAUCAACUUCAAUUGGCUCUUGUUUCAAUGGCGAGAAAGCAUGAAGAUGUUGAUUGUUUUUUUUGUGAAGUGUCUCGUAUUGUCACUUUCUUACGGUCAUCUAACAAAAGACAAGCUCUACUUCGGAAUAAACAAGUUGCUCAUUUUGCAAAUCUAAUUGAAAAUGAAUUGGUGGAAACUGGUACUGGUUUAAAUCAAGAGUUGUCCAUUGUAAGAGCGGGUGAUACACGUUGGGGAUCUCACUUUCGAACUCUUAACAGGUUAGUUGAUUUGUUUACUCCUAUUAUUGAAGUGUUCAAAGAUUUGAAAAGUGAUAGUCAUUCUAAGGGUGAACCAAAAAUUUUGUUACUUGUUAUGCAAACUUUUAGUUUGUGUUUAUGUUGCACUUAA
Messenger RNA from Vicia villosa (hairy vetch), 1326 nucleotides. RefSeq lists its product as uncharacterized. The transcript has a single exon. The record is from RefSeq and is a predicted model, not a curated record. Bases 1 to 1326 code for a protein of 441 amino acids. NCBI's taxonomy places the organism in Eukaryota, Viridiplantae, Streptophyta, Magnoliopsida, Fabales, Fabaceae.